Parathielavia appendiculata is the source of this 1788-nucleotide messenger RNA. RefSeq lists its product as uncharacterized. Gene Ontology annotation, molecular function: amino acid transmembrane transporter activity. The record is from RefSeq and is a predicted model, not a curated record. Bases 1 to 1788 code for a protein of 595 amino acids. Gene Ontology annotation, biological process: amino acid transmembrane transport. The transcript has 3 exons. NCBI's taxonomy places the organism in Eukaryota, Fungi, Ascomycota, Sordariomycetes, Sordariales, Chaetomiaceae. Gene Ontology annotation, cellular component: membrane.
AUGUCCUCCUCUGAGUCCUUUUCUAGCAUCAACCCUUCCGAACUGGGAUGUGGUACCUUCUUACCCUCCAGAGACGACGAACCCGACAUCGAAUGUGCCGCAUCCCCCCCUACAGCCACCUCCUCAACACGGCUCAUUCUCGAACCCACCGCCAAUUCUCACGGCCCCCACCAUGACCAUGACCAUGACCCGACCUCACCUCAUCCUCCCCAAGUCCACCACGACCAACCCCCAGACCGUCUCGCGCGCGCCCUCCGCCAACGCCACCUCUCCAUGCUCGGCAUAGCCGGCUCCAUCGGAACAGGCCUCUUCCUCGGGCUGGGUCUGGCCGUCCGGCGCGGCGGGCCGCUCGGCGCGCUCCUCGGCUACGCCGCCAUCGGCCUGACCGUCUGCGCCGUGCAGUUUGCGCUCGGCGAGACGGCCGCGCUGAUGCCGCUGACGGGGUCGUUUGUGAGGCACGCCGAGGUAUUGGUCGACCCGGCCUGGGGGUUUGCGGUGGGGUGGAAUCUCGUAUACGGGAAUCUGCUGAGCAUCCCGAGCGAGGCGGUUGCGGUGGUCGUGUUGGUGAGGUUCUGGGGGGGUUGGGAGGGGUUCGGGGAGAAGGGGCAGGCUGCGGUCGUGCUGGCUGUGUUUGUGUUCGUGACGGUUGGGGUGGGCAUGGCGGGGGUGAGAGUGUUUGGGGAGGUUGAGUUCUGGUUUGCGUUGGUGAAGAUUGGGUUGGUGGUGUUUUUGAUUGUGCUGGGGUUGGUAAUUAAUCUUGGGGGCGUGCCGGGGACCGAGAGGAUAGGGUUUAGGUACUGGAGGGAUCCAGGGCCGUUUGUCGAAUACAUUGCGGCCGGGGACUGGGGAAAGAUUCUCGGUUUUUGGGCCGUGUUGACGGGCGCCGUGUUCUCGUUUGCCGGUGUCGAGUCGUUGGCCAUGGCGGCUGCUGAGACGAGGAACCCGCACGAGACGAUCCCACGGGCGUGUAAGCGUGUGUUUGCCCGGAUUGUCAUCUUCUAUAUGCUCGCCGUGCUGGUGGUGGGCAUGCUCGUCGCCAGCAAUGACCCCCGGCUGGACGGGUCAGGGAGCAGUGUGGCUCAAAGUCCGUUCGUUAUUGCCGCCUCACAGGCGAGUAUAUCGGCGGUCCCUUCGGUUGUCAAUGCGGUUGUCAUCACCUCGGCUUGGUCAGCGUCGAACCAGAGCCUGCUCACGGGUACAAGAGUUUUGUACGGGCUGGCUCUCAAGGGACAGGCGCCCAGCUUCUUCUUGCGGACGACGUCAUGGGGUACGCCGUACAUGUGCGUGUUACUGUUUGCGGCAUUUAUGUUUCUCAGUUUUAUGAGCAUGUCGGAAAGCGCCAUCACCGUGUUCUGGUGGCUGGUGGCGUUGACGGCCGCCGGAGUGCUCGUCUCAUGGUCGACCAUCCUGCUGAAUCACAUCCGGCUGGUGCAGGCGAUGAAGAGGCAGGGGAUUGAUGCUGGCAGGUUGCCGUGGCAUAACUGGUGGACAAAUUACUCCUCGCCUGCCGGAUUGUUCAUGUGCAUCACCAUCCUCCUGACCAGCGGCUUCAGCGUGUUCACACAAGGCAACUGGGACGCAGCCAAGUUUGUGUCGUCCUACCUGGACAUACCCAUCGUGCUCACGGCCUACAUGUUCUGGAAGCUGUUUCGCAACACCAAGGUCAUCUCGUUGGACGACAUCCCGCUGGAGGAUAUCUUCAAGCAAGCAGAACAAUACUAUCCGUACGAGACACCGCUCAAGAAGACCCACAGCUGGCUAAGAAUAAUAAGCUGGAUUUGGAAGUGA